AUGUUUUACGUAUCAGAUUUUCCAAACGAUACCGGUGGUCUUGCCUUUCCGAGAGCAAUUUAUCAGUCGUUUACGGGUGUUUAUCUUAUGGAAAUUAUGCUUGCGGCACUUUUCUUCCUGGCACAAAAUGAAUCCGGUUCACAAUCAGCAAUUGCCGAAGGUGUAUUAAUGUGUGUGUUGAUCAUUAUCACGAUUGGCGUUCAAUUUGUGAUGAGAUCAAGCUUCAAUCCUCUGACAUAUUAUUUGCCUGUUGAUGCAGAAGAAUUCUCACGGCUGAAUGUUCCCGCCUCUGGCAAAUUCGCAUGGGCCAAGACGACUAUCAGUGUUCUGAGUCUCCCUGAAACGACUCGUGAUACUGAAGCUGUUAACAAUAUAAGGGAUAUGGUAUUUGAGCGGUACGACAAUACAAUGGAGAACACAUACAUGCAUCCAUCAAUACGAGAUCCUAAACCAAUAAUCUGGAUAGCUCAAGAUAAUUUGGGUAUUGCAGCAAACGAGGUACAGCGAACUCAAGCUUCCGGUUUAAAUCUUGCUAUGUCGACUGAAGGAGCAUGGUUCGAUGAAAAGAACAACAUUCAAAUCGAUGGUCUGCCUCCUGAUAAUGUGGAAAUGACAGGAAAAAACCCUGUUCAAAGUCGUUUUUAG
Messenger RNA from Rotaria sp. Silwood1, 645 nucleotides. Lineage: Eukaryota; Metazoa; Rotifera; Eurotatoria; Philodinida; Philodinidae. The record is from the annotation of a GenBank genome assembly.